GGUUAUUAAUACGGGAAAACUACACACUAACCUCACCGGAAAAUCUCGUCGAGACCAGCAUUUGUGCCAUUAAAAUCGAGGAAACUAACCUUUAAAGGACCCACAGAGAGCUAUGGCUGAGGCACGCAGUGCUGCCGCGCUUUCUUUUGCCGUGACCCACGAUGGAGUCUCGGUGAGCUACGAUCAGGAGCUGCUCCGCGAUAUUUGGCACGGAAUCAGUCGUUCGUAUAAACGACGUACCGGACGAUUCCGCAAUGAUUUCAUGAAUGGGAUGUUCCCGGCAAACUCGUGGACGCUGGGUCUCGUUGUGGGAGCGGUCGCCGUUUUUUCGGUCAUCAAACACGACUUGUCGUUCGGCAUUUUUCCAUUUAUUCAGAAUUAUAUUGUGCAUUAUAUUUUUGGUGAUGGCUACCUCGGUCAAAGUAUCUCAAUCGCCGUGGCCGGUGCUCUUCUUUGGCUGAUCUUUGUGCAACUUCUUCGUCUGAGCAUCAAAACUCUUCUGGAAUACAAGGGAUGGAUGUACGAAUCGCCCGGAAAACCAGUGUCAAAAGCCACAAAAUUGUGGCUCGGCGUGCUCCAUAUCAUCUCGAAAGCCGGUCCAAUGCUCCAUUCGUUCCAGGGCGCCCUGCCACGUCUUCCGUUGCCGAAUCUUGAUGAUACCGUUAGAAAGCAUCUCCUCUCGAUGAAGCCGAUCCUAAGCGAUGAAGAAUUCCAGGAGCUUGAAUUCCUAUCAGAACGUUUCCGUAAAGGAGUCGGCCGACGCCUUCAGAGAUAUCUCACCCUUAAAUCGUGGUUCUCAUCCAACUACGUCACCGAUUGGUGGGAGGAGUUUGUCUACAUGCGGCAGCGAUCGCCGAUUAUGAUCAAUUCCAACUAUUACGGAUUCGACACACUCAACGAGCAUCCAACACAGAAUCAAGCAUCCCGUGCCGCCAAUCUCACCUACACAUCCCUCCAAUUCCGUAGAAUGGUUGAUCGUCAAGAGGUCUCGCCGUUCUCGAUUUCCCCGCGGACAAAGGUUCCAUUCUGUACAAUGCAGUACGAGAGGCUUUUCAAUACGUGCAGAGUACCAGGAGAAGAAGUAGAUCGGCUUUUGCAUUGGGAUGAUGCUAAACAUAUUGCAGUCUAUUGUCGUGGAGUCUGGUUUAAGCUUAUUGUUCAUAAUGGAAAAAGACUCCUGGAAGCAUGCGAGCUUCAAGUACAAUACGACGCAAUCCUUGCUCACACCCAUGAGCCAUCGGAAGGCGAGAUGCACUUAGCAUCCCUGACAGCCGGAGAACGAGCCGAUUGGGCUAAAACUCGUCGUGCUCACUUCAGAAGUGGAGUUAACAAGACAAGCUUGAACGAUAUCGAAAGAGCCGCAUUCGUAGUGAUUCUUGACGACGAGGAGACCCACUACGAUCCACAGGAUCCAUCGAAGCUUGACCAUUGGGCUCACAAUUUGUUGCACGGAAAGGCUCACGAUCGUUGGUUCGACAAGUCGUUCAAUCUGAUCAUCUCGAAGAAUGGACACGUCGGAAUUAACACUGAACAUUCGUGGGGUGACGCUGCUGUGAUGGCUCAUUUCACUGAAUGGAGCUUGCUUCAGGAUAUUGUAUUUAUUGGUUAUGAUGAGAACGGGCGGUGCAAGGGAGAACCCAAGGAGAAGCUUACACCGGAACGACUGAAGUGGGAGAUCCCAGCGCCUGCACUGGAUCAGAUUCGGAAGUCGAUGGAGGUGGCCAACGCGUUGAUUGCCGAUGUUGAGAUGUCUUUGUUGGUUUGGACGGAUUAUGGAAAAGGAUUCGCGAAGAAGUUGAAGGUUUCACCGGAUGCUUUCUUGCAGAUGACACUUCAAUAUACCUAUUUUAAGAAUCAAAAUAAAUUCUCGCUGACCUACGAAGCCUCAAUGACCCGUCUCUUCCGUGAAGGACGUACCGAAACUGUCCGUUCCUGCACUGUCCAAUCCUCGGAUUUCGUUCGUUCAAUGCUCGACGCCUCGAAGACGCCUCAAGAUCGCCUCCAACUCCUCCGUAAAGCAUGCGACAAGCAUCAGGAGCUGUACCGAGACGCGAUGUGUGGACAAGGAGUCGAUCGUCAUCUCUUCGCUCUCUACGUUAUCAAGAGAUAUUUGGAAGAGGAAUCCCCGUUUUUCGAUAAUAUCUUCCCACCGACAUACUUGCUCUCAACUUCCCAGACUCCGAUGAAUCAGUGCGAAGCUGAUGCCAAGGGACUUUCCAACGAAGUUCGCUUGAGAUUGAUCACUGCCGGAGGUGGAUUCGGUCCGGUGGCUGAUCGGGGUUACGGUGUCUCUUAUAUUGUUGCAGGGGAAGAUACUCUGUCUUUCCAUAUCUCUAGCAAGAGAUCUGCCGAUAAUACGAGCUCCCGUGAAUUCCGUGAAGAGCUCAAGCGCUCGCUCAACGACAUGAAGAAGCUCGCCGAGGCGAUUGAGGCGCCGAAGAAAAAGCAAUAAGUGCUCCGUCUGAAUUUAUUUUUUUAAAAAAUGUUUUUUUUUGGUUUUCCCGGCCAUUUUUAACCCGCAAUUUUUCCCUUUUGUUGUCUCCUUUUCACACACACACUUCGUGUACAUUAUACGUCCUUCUGAAAAAUGCUCAUUUUUAUUGGAUUUUUUUCCCUCAAAAAACUUGUCUGACUGGUAACAAAAUGUAAUUGUAAAUACUAACAAAAAUUUGUUUUUCCGAAAAAAAAAAGGAAAUUUCCAUGUAUUUCCCCCAACCCUUUCCACUUUGUAUGUCGAAGCCCUCAGCAUAAUGCGUUUUUUUAUUUCUUUUCGACUAUAAAAUCAUUGUGAUUUUUAAAGAAAA
Caenorhabditis elegans is the source of this 2804-nucleotide messenger RNA. RefSeq names its product carnitine O-palmitoyltransferase (gene cpt-1). Lineage: Eukaryota; Metazoa; Nematoda; Chromadorea; Rhabditida; Rhabditidae. The record is from RefSeq and is marked reviewed. Gene Ontology annotation, biological process: fatty acid beta-oxidation. Gene Ontology annotation, cellular component: membrane; mitochondrial membrane. Gene Ontology annotation, molecular function: carnitine O-palmitoyltransferase activity; acyltransferase activity.